UGCGCGCCCGGGCGCGCGCCCCGGUGUGCAGGUUGUUUGCUUCCCCCCCCUUUCCCUUUACUUGACGCUCCUUCUCUCCGUCGCGACGAGACUCACCAGGCGGUUCGUCGAAGGGAACCCACCUAGCUUGCUUUGCAAUUUUGGGGGCUGAUCCCGUGUGCCCCGCAGAAGCAGCUCCGAGAGGCUCGCGCCGAUGAAGCGCGCUCACAGACGCCCAAGGGAACAAGCCGAGGUAAGGCAACACGCUGCCGUCGAUUUCUGCAGCCUGCUUUCGGUUUUGUAAGGGGGCUGCCGCCCUCUCGCCGGAGUCGUUUCUGUAGCGUCGAGUUCCUGGGCAGGAAAAUCUUGUAAAUUACACUGAUCUCCAACGCCCCCCCGCGCCGUCUUACCGCUUCCCCGGAUUGCUUUGUGUCAAAACAACAAGGAACGCAGAAUUGGGGCUUUUCACUGGCCGAGGUCAAUACAAGUGACGGUCGCGAGUGCGUGGCGUCUCUUCCCGGGUAUCAGCGAAGAGCGAGAAAAGGCAAGCGUUAGGACUCGGGGGAAAUCUCUCUUUUUCCUCCUCCUCCCCCUCCUCUCCUCCUUUCGCUUCUUCAAUCAGCUACUGCUACUCAUCAGAUCAGGGAUAGCCGAGGCUUCAGCCGUGUGCGCGAGAGAGCCGCUCGCUUCGCUCCUCGAUCUGCCCGAUGCAAGGGAUGUUUGCAAGGCGCGCAGAGAACCGGCUCUGCUAUUGCUGCUGCUGUCGCCGUGGGCAGGGGAUGUGAACUCCUGGAAAGAAUGACGAGGAUUGCUACGUUUGCCAUUCUUUUGCAGCUGUUGCCAAAAACCGGAGGUCAGGUCUUUGCAGGCGGUUGUUCAUUUGAUGAACACUACAGUAACUGUGGUUAUAGCGUGGCACUGGGGACCAAUGGAUUUACUUGGGAGCAGAUUAAUACCUGGGAGAAGCCGACAAUGGAUCCAGCUGUCCCAACUGGCUCCUUCAUGAUGGUGAACAGCUCUGGGAGAGCAUCUGGGCAAAAAGCACACUUGCUUUUACCAACACUGAAGGAAAAUGACACACACUGCAUUGACUUCCAUUACUACCUGUCCAGCAGAGACCGCUCCAGCCCUGGAUCAUUGAACGUUUAUGUGAAGGUUAAUGGUGGACCUCAAGGCAACCCUAUCUGGAAUGUGUCUGGGAUUGUUACAGAAGGUUGGGUGAAGGCAGAACUUGCAAUCAGCACAUUCUGGCCACACUUUUAUCAGGUGAUAUUUGAAUCGGUUUCGUUGAAGGGACACCCUGGGUACAUAGCUGUGGAUGAAGUCAGAGUCCUUGCCCAUCCAUGCAGAAAAGCUCCACACUUCCUGCGGCUUCAAAAUGUGGAGGUCAAUGUUGGGCAGAAUGCAACAUUCCAAUGCAUUGCUGGAGGAAAAUGGUCUCAACAUGACAAACUGUGGCUACAGCAGUGGAAUGGCAGAGACACAGCUUUGAUGGUCACCAGAGUAGUCAACCACAGACGUUUUUCUGCCACUGUCAGCGUAGCUGACACUUCUCAGCGCAGCAUCAGUAAAUACCGAUGUGUCAUUCGUUCAGAUGGUGGAUCAGGAGUUUCAAACUAUGCAGAAUUAAUAGUGAAAGAACCUCCCACUCCUAUUGCACCUCCAGAACUACUAGCAGUUGGAGCCACCUAUCUGUGGAUCAAGCCAAAUGCUAACUCCAUCAUUGGAGAUGGACCUAUCAUCCUAAAAGAGGUGGAAUACCGUACGACCAAUGGGAACUGGGCUGAAACUCACAUUGUUGAUUCACCCAAUUACAAGUUGUGGCAUUUAGACCCAGAUGUGGAGUAUGAGAUCAGAGUGCUUCUUACCCGUCCUGGAGAAGGAGGCACUGGACCUCCUGGACCUCCACUCACAACAAGAACAAAAUGUGCAGAUCCUGUACAUGGUCCCCAGAACGUGGAGGUUGUUGACAUCCGAUCUCGACAGCUGACCUUGCAAUGGGAGCCUUUUGGUUAUGCUGUGACUCGUUGCCAUAGCUAUAACCUAACAGUCCAUUACCAGUAUGUGUUCAACCAGCAGAAAUAUGAGGCAGAGGAGCUAAUUCAGACAUCGUCACACUAUACCUUGCGAGGACUGCGGCCAUUCAUGACCAUCCGACUGAGGCUGGCUCUUUCGAACCCGGAGGGCAAGAUGGAGAGUGAAGAACUGGUAGUGCAAACUGAGGAGGAUGUUCCUGGGUCUGUUCCCCUUGAAUCCAUUCAGGGAGGACCCUUUGAAGAGAAGAUCUAUGUUCAGUGGAAGCCACCAAAUGAGACUAAUGGAAUCAUUACACUCUAUGAGAUUACAUACAAGGCUGUUGGGUCCCUAGAUCCCACUGCUGACCUGUCUAACCAGAGAGGAAAAGUCUUCAAACUAAGGAAUGAAACUCAUCACCUUUUUGUAGGGCUAUAUCCAGGAACUACCUACUCAUUCACCAUCAAAGCCAGCACAGUGAAGGGUUUCGGACCCCCAAUCACCACACGAAUUGCAACUAAAAUUUCAGCACCAUCAAUGCCUGAAUAUGAUACAGACUCCCCUCUGAAUGAAACGGAGACCACCAUCACAGUCAUGCUGAAACCGGCGCAGUCUCGUGGAGCACCUGUCAGUGUGUAUCAGCUUGUUGUGAAAGAAGAGAGGCCACAGAAGUCACGAAGAGCUGCAGACAUUAUCGAGUGCUUCUCUGUUCCAGUGAGCUACAAAAAUGCUUCAAAUUUUGACACUCCGCAUUACUUUGCAGCAGAGUUGAAACCAGUCAACCUUCCUGUCACACAGCCCUUCACAGUGGGAGACAACAAAACGUAUAAUGGCUACUGGAAUGCUCCACUUUCACCACUAAAAAGCUACAGCAUUUAUUUUCAGGCCCUCAGUAAAGCAAAUGGGGAGACCAAAAUCAACUGUGUCCGGCUGGCAACAAAAGGAGCUUCUACACAGAAUUCCAAUGCAGUGGAGCCAGAAAAGCAGGUUGACAACACUGUGAAAAUGGCAGGAGUUAUAGCUGGCCUUCUGAUGUUUGUAAUUAUCCUUUUGGGAGCAAUGCUUACCAUAAAGAGAAGGAGCGGUGCAGUAGAUCCAAGAAGAAAUGCAUAUUCGUACUCCUAUUACUUGAAACUAGCCAAGAAGCAAAAGGAAACUCAGAGCAGCACUCAGAGAGAAAUGGGGCCCGUUGCUACAUCAGACAAGACUGCUUCGAAACUCAGUGCUGUUCAUAAUGAAGAAGCCUUUUCUUCGAGCUGCCAAGAUGUUAAUGGAUUCACACCAUCCUCUCCUUGUUCAUUUUCUGUCCAAAGCAAAACCCUUCAGAGCAAAUCUUUGUUGAAUUCCUACUACUCAGUAUCAUCAGACACUGUUCCAUCGACCACACUGUUAGACAAUAGCCAUGGGGAGAUGACUCAGCCGACAUUGACAAUCCAGACCCAUCCCUAUCGAAGCUGUGACCCGGUGGAAAUGUCCUACCCCAGAGGACAGUUCCAGCCAGCAAUCCGAGUGGCCGACUUGUUGCAGCACAUCACUCAGAUGAAACGGGGACAGGGCUAUGGAUUUAAAGAGGAGUAUGAGGCUCUACCCGAGGGGCAGACAGCAUCUUGGGAUACAGCCAAAGAAGAUGAAAACCGCAAUAAGAAUAGAUAUGGCAACAUCAUCUCCUAUGAUCACUCCAGAGUGAGACUGCAAUUGUUGGAUGGAGAUCCCCAUUCAGACUACAUAAAUGCCAACUAUAUAGAUGGGUACAAUCGGCCUCACCAUUACAUUGCAACUCAAGGACCAAUGCAAGAGACAGUGAAGGAUUUUUGGAGAAUGAUUUGGCAGGAGAACUCUGCAAGCGUUGUCAUGGUCACCAACCUGGUAGAAGUUGGCAGGGUCAAGUGUGUCAGAUACUGGCCUGAUGAUACAGAAGUCUAUGGAGAUAUUAAAGUCACCCUUAUUGAGACAGAACCACUGGCGGAAUAUAUAAUACGAACUUUUACAGUUCAAAAAAAAGGCUACCAUGAGAUCCGAGAGAUUCGACAAUUCCAUUUCACCAGCUGGCCAGACCAUGGGGUUCCUUGUUAUGCCACAGGCCUCUUGGGCUUUGUUCGACAAGUGAAGUUCCUCAAUCCACCAGAUGCAGGGCCCAUUGUUGUGCACUGCAGUGCUGGUGCUGGGAGGACAGGGUGCUUUAUUGCCAUUGACAUCAUGCUUGACAUGGCGGAGAAUGAAGGUGUGGUAGACAUAUUUAACUGUGUGCGGGAGCUGCGAUCCCAGAGAGUCAACUUGGUGCAGACAGAGGAGCAAUAUGUCUUCGUUCAUGAUGCCAUUCUGGAAGCAUGCCUUUGUGGCAACACAGCCAUCCCCGUUUGUGAAUUCAGAUCCAUAUAUUACAACAUCAGCAGACUGGAUCCACAGACGAAUUCCAGCCAGAUAAAAGAUGAAUUCCAGACCCUUAAUAUAGUAACACCACGAGUACGGCCAGAAGAUUGCAGUAUUGGACUCUUGCCCAGGAACCAUGACAAAAACCGCUGCAUGGAUGUACUCCCCUUGGAUCGGUGCCUCCCUUUCCUUAUCUCCGUUGAUGGGGAAUCAAGCAACUACAUUAACGCUGCACUCAUGGAUAGCCACAAGCAACCUGCUGCCUUUAUAGUUACUCAGCAUCCUUUACCCAACACAGUAGCAGAUUUUUGGAGAUUGGUGUUUGAUUACAACUGCUCCUCUAUCGUGAUGCUGAAUGAGAUGGAUGCUGCACAACUCUGCAUGCAGUACUGGCCAGAGAAGACAUCCUGUUGUUAUGGUCCAAUCCAAGUGGAAUUUGUUUCUGCUGAUAUAGAUGAAGAUAUCAUCAAUAGGAUAUUCCGGAUCUGCAACAUGGCAAGGCCCCAGGAUGGGUACCGUAUUGUCCAGCAUUUGCAGUACAUUGGCUGGCCAGCGUAUAGAGACAUUCCUCCUUCUAAGCGCUCUCUCUUGAAGGUGGUCAGGAGGCUGGAGAAGUGGCAGGAGCAGUAUGAUGGGCGUGAUGGGCGGACUGUGGUCCAUUGCCUGAAUGGUGGUGGCCGCAGUGGCACCUUCUGUGCCAUCUGCAGUGUGUGUGAAAUGAUCCAGCAGCAAAACAUCAUUGAUGUCUUUCACAUAGUGAAAACCUUACGGAACAACAAAUCCAACAUGGUGGAGACACUGGAACAAUAUAAAUUUGUAUACGAGGUUGCAUUGGAAUACUUGAGUUCAUUUUAGCCCAUGAAAGGCUGGGAGCUUGCUGAAUUCCAAAAGCCUUGAUGUCUGAACAACAGCAGUUCCCCUCAUACUUAAAGGAACAAUGGGGUGAGAAAUGUAAAGCUCUUUAUCCUUGAGCGAGAGACCAGGUCAGAUCUCAGUGCCGUUGGAAGGAGGAAGGAUCUGCUGCCGUCUGCUUUCUACAGGAACAUCACUCACUUUCAAAACAACCUACUGUACAAAUUGGCAAGCCAGGAGGCAGGUUGGAAGACUCUGCUUUCCAAUCCUUCUUUUUGCCAUUUUGGAUGUGUAUUUUUGUUUCUUCUUGAUACAAAUGGGGAAGGAGGGGAAUUACUGGAAUAAUCAAUCGCCUUUCAACUCCUCUUUCUGUUUUUCCACAAAUCCUCACUUUAUGUUCUUAGUUUUGUACAUCAGCCAUUUGGCAAAAGAGGAAAGCUUCAGUAGACACAUAUUAAGGCUUUCAGCACAGUAAGCCUUUGUGAUCAGAUUUUCAAAUGAAAAGGCCACGGUCAUGAAGCUGUAAUUCCUGUCUGCUCCCGUUGUCUUAGAAGCAGGCCAUAGAACCAAGAGGCUAUUGGUUAAUUUGCUGCCUUGGUUGCUUCACAGUGCUACUCAAUUUCCAAUGUUGUGCAUGGGUUGGUUUAUAUCGGCUGCAGUGCUGAUGAAGCAGUUCUGUAAAAUCACACCCCCAGCCAUCUAAAUUGAAGACACCCUAAAAUUACCUUCAUGCUUCAAACAAUUAUUGUUCUUCGGUUUGUAAUGAAGUUAACUUCAUUUGUUUGUGUACAGUGUCUCUUUAAAAAACAGGUUGAAUUGGAGGGAUGGGCUUAUUGUAUAUCUGCUGGUUGUUUUGCAGUACACUCAUCUUGGAGGUUGUCUCCACCUUCUAUACAGUCUUUUUUUAAAAGUUCUGUCAGAUGGUAUGAGAUGAUAGGCUCAUUCCAGACAUGACUGGCUGUUACGGUAGAGGCACCAGUCUGUAUUGACUGAUCUUGUAAGAAUGGAUGACAGCAAUUUCACACCAUCUGAUGAGCUGUAUCUUAAGGGGAAAUGUAAUAUGUGAACUCAUUAUGAGUUUCGUUGGAGUAUUAAUGACUCAAAAUAAGGGAGAUUGGAAGAACAGAGAAUGGUCUUAAUGUUCGUGUGAUCUGACAGCUCUUCAAACACUUCAAUUCCAAAUUGAUAUAUGAUACAGUGAUGGUUAUGCCUCUUAACAAAGAACACUUAGCUUUUCUACCUUUGUAAAAGGCAGAAGUAUGCCAUAUCCUUAAUGUCAAACAAAUAAGAACUGAUUUUCCUUCACAAGGAGAGAAUUCAGGUAGAAGUUGGGAAGCACACACAGAGAGUUGAAGCUGGUAUAUUAGGGGGGAAAGGUGAAAAAAAAAUUCUGCAGUUUUUUUCUGUGAAAUUCUAAGAAGCAAUUCUUGGGAACAUACACUGAACAAUUCUACCUUGUUGUCUCAGGUCAGCAAUUAUAUUUUGAAUCUGAAGAACCAUGUGUAAAUUGGGAAAUAUGAAAUGGCUGGUUUCUGUUUCACUGUGGACUGUGUACCUUAUUGAAUUGAUGUAGCUAUUACAGCUGUUCUGUAUUUUUAUAUGUUUAGCUAUCAGGUUUCUUUAAAAAUGUGUAGAAAGAAAGAGAAAAAUAUUGUCUUACCCAGUUAUAUUUGCUAGUGAGGUUAUCCAGCAGCAGUCCUAUCCUUCUGAGUGACAGGAGGCAUUGUGCAAGAUGUGAUGGCCAAACCUGGCAUGUGAGAAGCAUAAUUACCUGGAAAGUAGUCUUAGUUGUAGCAUCUUCCAAGAACCCUUCACCCAUGCGUGCUAAUCACAUACCAGGUUUAUGGUCACCACUACAGAUGUGUGAAACCUGCCCUUUUAUGUUUUUACCUUUCCAAAUGCUUGAAACAUAUAUUUGGAGCACUACAAUCGUAUACAUUUCUAAGAAGUAGGGAUAAUAAGAAAUUUGAUUCAGUGUGCAUUUGAAGCUGAAUUUAUCAAAUGUGCAAUUUCCAAAACAA
Molecule: messenger RNA, 7235 nt
Organism: Rhineura floridana
Lineage: Eukaryota; Metazoa; Chordata; Lepidosauria; Squamata; Rhineuridae
Gene: PTPRT
Product: protein tyrosine phosphatase receptor type T
Exons: 34
Coding region: 778-5217 (1479 amino acids)
Biological process (GO): protein dephosphorylation
Cellular component (GO): membrane
Molecular function (GO): protein binding; protein tyrosine phosphatase activity
Source: RefSeq, a predicted model, not a curated record